Molecule: messenger RNA, 421 nt
Organism: Cajanus cajan (pigeon pea)
Lineage: Eukaryota; Viridiplantae; Streptophyta; Magnoliopsida; Fabales; Fabaceae
Source: RefSeq, a predicted model, not a curated record
UAUGCUACAUGCUGCGUAAGAACAAGUAAUUAAAAGCAUUUGCCGUUUAAAAAUGGGAAUGAUGCCAUGCUGUGAGAAGGUAGGGUUGAAGAAAGGACCAUGGACACCAGAAGAAGACAACAAGCUCGUUGCUUAUGUUCAAAAGCAUGGCCAUGGAAACUGGAAUUCAGUGCCUGCCAAAGCGGGUCUUCGAAGAUGUGGAAAGAGCUGCAGGCUGAGGUGGAUUAACCACCUCAAACCUGAUAUAAAACGAGGGAACUUUAGCUUCUCAGAAGAUCGCACCAUUAUUCAACUUCAUGCUCUUCUUGGAAACAAGUGAGCUAUGUUUUGGAUUUGAUGAGUUUUUUUAUAUUGUUAGAAUGGUAAAUAUUAAUAUGAAACAACCACAUUAUUUCUUGUCAUUGUUUUCCAACUGUCACAA